Molecule: messenger RNA, 1746 nt
Organism: Octodon degus (degu)
Lineage: Eukaryota; Metazoa; Chordata; Mammalia; Rodentia; Octodontidae
Product: ATP synthase mitochondrial F1 complex assembly factor 1-like
Biological process (GO): mitochondrial proton-transporting ATP synthase complex assembly
Cellular component (GO): mitochondrion
Source: RefSeq, a predicted model, not a curated record
AUGGGUGAGGAAGUUCUUGCAAUGGUUGACUCGCCAGAGGAAGAGGUGGGGGCGGCGGGGGCUGCAAUGGCGGCUGCGGGUGGCGCGGGCCCGGCCAUCCUGCAGGUGGCCGGCCUCUACCGAGGCCUCUGCACGGUGCGCAGUCGGACCCUGGGCCUGGGGUUUGUUUCACCUGCUCAGCUGCGCGUGUUCCCCGUGUGCCGCGGCUCAGGCCAGCCCUCUGGGGGCGCGGACGGCAGCGGGGUCGCCGAGCUGGAGGCCAACCCCUUCUACCAGCGCUACCGGGACAAGAUCCAGCAACUGCGCAGGUCCGACUCAGCUGCUUUUGAGUCACGCCUGGAAAAGCGCACUGAGUUUCAAAAGCAACCAGUGGGGUACUCUAGGCAAGGUGAUUUUGUCAAAUGUGUGGAGCAGAAGACAGAUGCCUUGAAGAAACAGCUUGUGAGCAAAGGAUUCACUAAAGACAAGACUCUCAGUUCUAUCUUUAACAAUGAGAUGGUGAAAGACAAAACUGCAGAAGAAAUAAAACAGAUUUGGCAGCAGUAUUUUGCAGCAAAAGAUACAGUCUACGCAGUCAUUCCCAAAGAGAAGUUUGAUUUGAUGUGGAACCGGGCUCAGUCCUGUCCAACAUUUCUGUGUGCACUGCCAAGAAGGGAAAGUUAUGAGUUCUUUGUUGGACAAUGGACAGGUACUGAACUCCACUUCACUGCACUUAUAAAUAUUCAGACCCAAGGGGAUGCUGCAGCCAGCCAGUUGAUUUUAUAUCACUACCCUGAACUUAAGGAAGAAAAGGGCAUAGUGCUAAUGACAGCAGAAAUGGAUUCCACAUUUCUGAAUGUUACUGAGGCACAGUGCAUCGCCAAUCAAGUUCAGCUCUUCUAUGCCACUGAUCGUAAAGAAAUCUACGGGUUAGUGGAGAUGUUUAACUUCAGACCAAAUGAAUUCAAAUAUAUGUCUGUCAUCGCUGAAUUGGAGCAAAGUGGACUUGGAGCAGAACUGAAGUGUACUCAGAACCAGGAUAAGACUUAGAACUAUAAAGGCUGGCCCUUCACUAGUAAGCUCAGCCCUGGAUAGUAUAAGAAAACCACCCCCCAUCCCAGUCUCAAGAGCUCAGCAUCUAUAAUAAGCAAUCUGUAAACAGUUGCCCUAUGUGCUUCUUGCAAGAAGUGGUCAUGGAAAUGAGCCUUAAUACUUAACAUUCAGGAAUAAAGGUACCAACAUAUUUAAUAAUCACCUCUCAGCAUAUUUGAGGUUUCCUUUUAAAUGUUUCUAGCCAAGAGACAGCCAGGGGUCUUCAGGAUAGUUCAUUUGACUUCAUAUAAUAUAGUGCAGUUGCAUUUUGGCUACUGUGACUUGUAGCUUCUGGUUCUGCAUCUUUAUGAACUUUAGACAGGGUAAUGUUUGAAGACCUGCUGAAGUUAGAUGUGGGCUUUAUAUAAUCUUCCCAUAUGCCAAUCAGUUGGCCAAAGGCAUAAUCCCAAGUAUCCUGUUUAGUCUCUAAAGCAAGAAGAUAUUCCCAUCAGGAUAAAGAAUUCAUCUAGAUGCCCCCCAUAGUUAUUAUCUUUAGUGCAGCUGGUUUGAGGCAUCAACAAAUUUCAGAUACAGUUGUAUUAACAGGUACAGUGCCUAAAUAUUGUUGAACUAUCAAUUACAGCAUCUAUUCCUCUAGCUGUGCUUGCUAGAGGUUGUGUGUUUGAAGGAAGUAAAUCAGCACAGUGUAAAUAAAACAUUUUUCUAAGUAAAAGA